Messenger RNA from Centropristis striata (black sea bass), 3466 nucleotides. Its product is annotated as ras-related protein Rab-8A-like. Gene Ontology annotation, biological process: protein secretion; cellular response to insulin stimulus; regulation of exocytosis. Gene Ontology annotation, cellular component: trans-Golgi network transport vesicle; synaptic vesicle; endosome. The transcript has 8 exons. The record is from RefSeq and is a predicted model, not a curated record. The coding region runs from base 59 to 679 and encodes 206 amino acids. Gene Ontology annotation, molecular function: GTPase activity; GTP binding. Lineage: Eukaryota; Metazoa; Chordata; Actinopteri; Perciformes; Serranidae.
AUUUCUGUACCGUCACAUCGCUGCUUCGCCGGGCGGGAUUUCCGCAAUAAUAUCAAGUAUGGCGAAGACAUACGACUAUUUGUUUAAAUUACUGUUGAUCGGCGACUCCGGUGUGGGGAAGACCUGUGUCCUCUUCAGGUUUUCAGAAGACGCCUUCAACUCAACGUUUAUCUCAACUAUAGGCAUUGAUUUCAAGAUUAGGACAAUAGAGCUUGACGGCAAGAAGAUAAAGCUGCAGAUAUGGGAUACAGCUGGUCAGGAGCGCUUCCGAACAAUCACAACAGCCUAUUACAGAGGAGCAAUGGGCAUCAUGCUUGUCUACGACAUCACCAAUGAGAAGUCUUUUGAAAAUAUCAAGAACUGGAUAAGGAACAUAGAGGAGCAUGCAUCAUCUGAUGUUGAAAAGAUGGUCCUUGGCAACAAGUGUGACAUCAACGACAAGCGACAAGUGUCCAAAGACAGGGGGGAGAAGCUCGCAUUAGAGUAUGGAAUAAAGUUCAUGGAGACCAGUGCAAAGUCCAACAUCAAUGUGGAAAAUGCAUUUCUGACACUCGCCAGAGACAUCAAAUCAAAAAUGGACACAAAAUUGGAGGGCAACACGCCGCAGGGGAGCAGUCAUGGAGUGAAGAUCUCAGAGCCUCAGAAAAAGACCAGCUUCUUCCGCUGCAGCCUCCUCUGAGGACUGAGGCCUUCCAUACUGGCUGCCAGCUGGCUGGACAUAAAUGGACUGUGCUUGCUCUUAGCACUUCCUUCCCCUUCCUUUCUUUCUACCCAUCCAUGGCCUGUCCUCCCAGUCCGCACAAACCAUUAUAUUCCCAGUAAGCGGAGGACUUUCCCUCCUCUCUUCCUCUUCUGAAAGCUUCCAGUGGUGCAUCUCUUCCAUUUUAAGGAUCUAUUGUCUUCAUGGGUCGGAGUGCUUGAUUGGUCGAAGACUCAACCAGGAGCAUUGAGCGCAUGUUGCUUAUCACACAAAUGACAGGCUCUUACUUCUGAUGUUAGUCUCUUUGUACCACACACUCAUAUUCCACGCAGCCAGUAGCACAACAGAGGAUGAGAAAUUGUUAAAUGUCAAGGUUUUGGGAUUUCAGACACAAAUGUGAUAUUUAGAUCUAUUUUUAUUAGUGCCCUCUAACUUUUUAAGUGAUAAAUAUCAACUAGAGACUGACAGGCUUGAACUCUCGUGAAACAGAGUUGCUUUUCUUUUCAUUUCACCACUUGAGAAUCAUAUCGCGCAUCAGGCAGUCAAGGAUCAGAGAGGAAUCUGAUUUAAACCUUUUCCAUUUGAGUCCUGCUCUUUGCUUUCAGUCCUUGACAAUCAUUUGAUGUGACAUAAAAUGUGUCUUGCAUCUCGCCCUGAUCAUAAAGCACUGCCUCCAACUGCUUUUACCUUUCUGCAAUAGCUUUCAGCGGCUGGAAGCCAGCUUGGCAACACAAAACCUAAAAAUAUAAUCCAGAGCUCAGUAGACAAAAUUCUGUUGUCAAAUUAUCGGCAGAGCAUGGUGAGGUGCUUCUGUGUAGGCUUUCUCUGGUGUCGUAACCAGCAGGAAGUGAAAAUGUGCUUACACUGCAAUGUUACCCAUAUGUAAGAACAAUAUUUAGGAAAAUAUCAGGAUGCGCACGCUGUAUAUUCUAAAUAAUCCUGUAAAAAGGAGUGUAAUAAGACCCCAUUCACAAUUAUUAUAGAUUAUUCUGCCACUUAUUUUCUUGAUUAAUCUAUAAUUCUUUCGUCUAUGAAACGUCAGAAAAUGGUAAAAUAUGCCAUUUAAAGUUCCCUUAAGCCUAAAGUGAGGUCUUCAAAUCUAAAAAAAACUUCUUUACUACCACAUAAGACAAAGAAAAGCAUUAAAUCCUCACAUUUGAGAAGCUGGAUCUAGCGAAUGUUUGGUAUUUUUUUCUUUAAAAUUGACUAAAAAAAGCUGGCAAUUUCUGUCCUGACUGAUUGUUGCCUUUAAUUAGUUUUGGAAGGUGUCGUAGCAGCUCUGAUUCACAGUCAAGCUAAAUGACGUCUCCGGUUAUUUGAUCAGCAAUUAAACUCAGUCUUGAAGUUUCGCACUGUAAGCCCCUUCUCCCCCUGCUAUCCAUGCAGCUCUCCUUGCACUUUACCAGUAAUUCGUGUUUUGUGUGUAGUCUGUGCCAAGUGAUAGUUUUGCAAUACAACUAUACAGUUACGUCGUUAAAAACGUUUCGAGUCUCGGUAAUAUAAUGGGCAUAAAUCCUAAAAAAAACUUUUUUUACUUCACCUACUUAUAAAUGACUUGAUCUCCUUUGCUAUUUCACUGCUAGUGAUCCACUGUCCAGGUAUUCACUGCAAAAUAUUACCCUAAUGUACUUAUAUAUAUUUAUAAAAAGGAAAAAGAAUUAGCCAGGCUGUUUCUAUGCUACUGCCCUGCCAAAUUAUACUUUAAAAGUGAUUUUCUUUUUUGGCUUAUUACAUAAACGCUGGCUUGAAAGAUGGUUAGUAUUAUUGUUCACUUUCUUGUGUUUGUGUUUUAUUGUGGACAGCUAGGUGGCACUAGAGGCACAGUAUGCACUAUAGGAGACCACCUGAACUCAAAUUAUAAUCAGUAUUUUAUUAAGAGCGUGAGCCACAGUGAACUUGUGCGAUCCAAACAUGUACCCGCUAUUUAACAUUGAUGUUGAGUCUCAUUUUUUCCCCCCGUUGUUCCUCAUGUUUCCUUCCUACAUUUGUUACAUUUGUCUGAAAAUCAAACUCCUAUAUGCACAAUAUCAAGGGAGGAUCUGCUUUUGCUUGCCUGCACCUUUUUCUUAUUUUUCUUUUUUUAAAUAUCAAAUAAUUUGGGACCUCAUGACUACCAUGGCCAUUUGUCUUAACCGCUAAUACUCAGUUCUGUCAUCGGUGAGCUAUGCAUUGUGAAUCUUGGACCUGUGCAUAUUUAUGUAAAGUAAUUUUCAGACAUAAUUGUAGACCUGUACAGUUGAAUGUAUGGGCUUUUUUUUGUUUGUUUCGUUUUGUGUCAUUCACUGAGCCAAAAACAGGACUCUGUUUGCAGAAAUGGCAUUGCGAGUGGGAUUGAGCAUGAUGGAGGAUGAAACAGAAAGUGUCUGGAUGUUGACAUGUGGAGAUAGUGCUGUUGUCUCAUUGAAGUGAUACUGUAGCUUUAAGUCAUGAACAGAAACGGGGAGCAGACUUUUGUGGGACUCAAACUGUGUCAAUUUCAGCUGAAAUGAUACUCCCUCUUUCUGAUUUUGUUUUUAAAUCAUAUCUUUUAAUAACAUACUGUACAUCCCUUUUUACAGCCAUAUUUUCAUUCCACCGAUUGUGAAGUACACAGGGAGAAUAAUACAAUACAUUUUGAAGAAAAAAAGUGAAAAAAUAUUGUAAAUAUCACAUUGAAAAAAAGAGAUCUACUUAAAUUGUACUGUACUUUCUAAACCCAUAUGAAAAUGUAUCUACAAUUUGUAGAUAUGUGUACUUUUGAUUUAAUAAAAUAAGAUUAUAAAACUU